Molecule: messenger RNA, 1174 nt
Organism: Olea europaea var. sylvestris
Lineage: Eukaryota; Viridiplantae; Streptophyta; Magnoliopsida; Lamiales; Oleaceae
Product: potassium transporter 4-like
Exons: 5
Coding region: 240-1157 (305 amino acids)
Biological process (GO): potassium ion transmembrane transport; cell tip growth
Cellular component (GO): membrane
Molecular function (GO): potassium ion transmembrane transporter activity
Source: RefSeq, a predicted model, not a curated record
UCUAGCAGUGUAUGGUAGCAUCAAGCUAUUCAUUGUUGUGUAAAAAUUUCUUCCAAGGCUAUAAGUAGCUCAAAUUGACCUUUUUUUGGGAUGAAGAUUUUAAUUUCACUGGAAAUGCCACAAACCUUCAAGUUUUUCCUGAGGAUGCUGGGAAUGCCAGUUCAGUUGGCUUCUUGACAAUAGUUGCAUUCAGAAGGCCCUACAGAAAUCAAUAAACCAAAAUAUUGGCAGGAAAAUAGAUGAAUCAAAUCGACAUGGACCGCAACGAAGACAGCAAUAUCUUGCCAACUCCAGGGGCGGUGGGUUUGGGACAAGAAUCAAGUAGGGGCAAAAGAAAGUUAACCUCAAAGUUUAGUUUGGAGAAUCUUCCCGGUGCUCUAGUGUUAGCAUACCAAAGCUUUGGGGUGGUAUAUGGAGAUCUGAGCACUUCACCUCUUUAUGUUUAUAGAAGCAUAUUUGUUGGGAAGUUGCAGAAUCAUCAAACUUCUGAUGCAAUAUUUGGUGCAUUUUCAUUAAUAUUUUGGACCUUAACGCUCAUUCCUCUGCUGAAAUAUGUAUUUAUGCUGUUGAGUGCCGAUGAUAAUGGUGAAGGUGGUACUUUUGCUCUUUACUCCUUGCUUUGCAGACAUGCAAAAUUCAGUUUACUUCCCAAUCAACAAGCAGCUGAUGAGGAGUUGUCUGCUUACAAAUAUGGUCCCUCAGGACAGUCUUCAACAUCUUUAGCAUUGAAAAGGUUCCUCGAGAAACACAAGAAAUUGCGUACACUUCUAUUGCUCGUAGUAUUACUGGGGGCUGGUAUGGUAAUAGGUGAUGGUGUAAUUACCCCUGCAAUUUCAGUUUUAUCAUCAGUAUCUGGUCUUGAAGCUGCUGGAACAAAUUUGACCCAGGGAGAAGUACUAUUCAUUGCUUGCAUCAUAUUGGUCGGCCUAUUUGCUUUGCAGCAUGUUGGAACCCAGAAGGUCGGUUUCUUCUUUGCACCCAUCAUUUUUCUCUGGUUGAUAUCAAUUUUUUCCGUUGGGCUGUAUAAUACAAUACGCUGGAACCCGAAAAUUGUGUUGGCUCUUUCUCCACACUAUAUCAUCAAGUUCUUUAGUCAAACUGGUAUAGAUGGAUGGAUUUCACUUGGAGGAGUUCUCCUUUCAAUAACAGGUAAAUGAAAUUCUGAAGCUGUCUC